Otolemur garnettii (small-eared galago) is the source of this 1413-nucleotide messenger RNA. RefSeq names its product olfactory receptor 51H1-like. The record is from RefSeq and is a predicted model, not a curated record. The coding region runs from base 1 to 1413 and encodes 470 amino acids. Gene Ontology annotation, biological process: G protein-coupled receptor signaling pathway. Lineage: Eukaryota; Metazoa; Chordata; Mammalia; Primates; Galagidae. Gene Ontology annotation, cellular component: membrane. The transcript is spliced from 2 exons. Gene Ontology annotation, molecular function: olfactory receptor activity; G protein-coupled receptor activity.
AUGACCACCGAAGUCGCCGGGCCACAACUCCGUCCGCCCGCACUAAGGGCGCACGGUCGGCCGGAGCCCGGGGUGGGGGGUAGGGGGUCCGGGAGGCGGCGGCGGGGGGCGCUCACACCCGGGUCGCCCCGCGCUCCUCAUCAUCAUCUGGAGCAGCUCGGUUUCUUGCUAGUUCAGGAGCCCUGGGAGUGCCAGCCCCGGGUCCACACCUUCGCCGGGAUCCGGUGCGUAGGCUCGGGGACGCGGGCUGGCUGUGGGGGGGAGGAGAAACCGUCCGUGCUGGCAGAGAGCGGGCGCUCGGCCCCUCUGCUGCGCUGCGGGUCCCGGCUCACUCCCCCUAGGCUCCCGGGCCCGGGCCGUGGCCACUCCGUGGGAAAUUCUUUAUGGAUGAAUUUCAUCUCGCUGAACCAUGUGUUGAUUGUAAAACUUGCAAUAUUAAGAGUUAACCUCUAUUCCACUAUGUCACUGUUCAACCAAACUACUGAUGACCACCGGACCUUCUUCACACUGACUGGGAUUCCAGGAAUGCCAGAAAAGGAUUUGUGGAUGGCCUUACCCCUCUGUCUUCUGUACAGCACCACGUUUCUGGGCAAUGUCACCAUCCUAAUUGUGAUCAAAGUUGAACAAAGUCUCCAUGAGCCCAUGUAUUAUUUUCUGGCCAUGUUAGCUGCCACUGACCUUAGCCUUUCACUGUCUUCCAUGCCCACCAUGGUCAGUGUUCACUGGUUCAGCUGGCAGUCAAUAACUUUUAAUGCCUGUAUCACCCAGAUGUCCUUCAUUCAUACCUUUGGGGGAGUGGAAUCAGGUGUUCUGGUGGCCAUGGCCUUUGAUCGUUUUGUGGCCAUCCGCUACCCUUUGCACUAUGCUACCAUUCUUACUCACGGUGUCAUUGGCAAAAUUGGAGCAGCCAUCCUGCUGCGGAGCAUGGGGGCUGUGCUCCCUGUGCCUUUCCUCAUCAAAAGGCUACCUUUCUGCCACUCUACUGUCCUCUCCCAUGCAUACUGCCUCCAUCAGGAUGCCAUGAGGCUUGCCUGUGCUGACACAAGUGUCAAUAGUAUCUAUGGCCUGCUGGCGGUGAUCUUCAUUAUUGUAUUUGAUGCCUUGAUCCUUUUAGUCUCCUACAUUCUAAUCCUCCAGGCGGUAUUGGGCAUUGCUUCCUGGGAAGAGAGGGUCAAGGCUAUCAACACCUGUCUCUCUCAUAUCUGUGCAGUGCUGCUUUUCUAUGUGCCUCUCAUUGGCAUGACCUUGAUUCAUCGAUAUGGGAAGCAUCUGUCACCAGUAACACACACAUUCAUGGCCAAUGUCUACCUGCUGCUCCCUCCUGUGCUCAAUCCCAUUGUGUACAGUGUUAGGACCAAGCAUAUUCAACAGCACAUCAUCCAGGUGUUCUGUGGGGGCAGGGUUGGUUCUUAA